AUGUUUAGCAAAACUGACACGCUGAGCAAGCUCCCCGUGGUGAGCCAGGCAGAGGUGGAUAGGUUGGUCAACGCGUGGACUCUGUAUCCGGCACCACAAGAGCCCCAUGAGCUGCCGGACUGGGCCGUGGAGGCCGGUCUGACGCUUCUUGGUCUAGUUGUGAAGCGGCUGUGGGAGGGGUUCCCACCCGGGACCACCCUGGAAGACCUGAAUUGGGGAGGCUUGGGAGGACGACUGCACGCGAUGUGUGGCCGCACCGCGCGCCCCGCAUUGGACAUCUGCCUGGCCAGGGGCUCGCUCAGGAUGGUGAUCAGCGAGGCCCUGCCUUCCUUCAGGCACUGGAUCGCGCUGGGUGACGUGGCGCCUGCCAACCCGAGGCAUGGCGCGGAGAGCGAGGUCGAGCAGCCGCCGGCCCACCGAGGUGAGCAGGCCGCCGUCUGCGCGGCGCAGGGCACCCCUGCUCCAGCAGCCGUCGCCGAGCCGACCGAGCCGCGUGCGGGGCCGCCCGCGGCGAAACGUCCGCGCGCAGACAAGGCCGUGCGUCGCGGGGUUCCCCAUGCGGAGGAGGAGCGGGAGCUGGUGGCCCUGGUUCGGAGGUUCUCGACACCCAAAGAGCUGCCACGCACGAUGAUCAUCAGCGCCUUCAUGGACCUGGUGCCGGAGGUGGUGCAAAAGGACCGUACACUCCUCGGCGAUCUGGAGGAGGGGAUCAAGGGGAUCGUGGCGAGGGGCGAGCAGACCGGUCUGCUGGUGCUGAACAUGACCAGGACCUCUUUCCGAUGCGUGCCGCCACCUGCCUCUCAGCCGGGGAAGGCCGCCGACCCCGUUUCGGAUGAGGAGUACAGGAAGGCGCUGACCAUCUUCAAAAUGGCCCUGCAGCGCUGGACCGUGCCCGACUUCCAGACGCCACCCGCCAUCGGAGAGGGCCAGGGCUCCCAGUGCAGCGACUCCGCCUCGGCACCCAUUCUGGCCAGCGUGCCAGCACAGCCCCAGCCCGGCGGUGUGGGAGGACCAGGGGCCUCGGGGGUGGGGCGCAGCGCGGCGCCGGCCGAGGCUCGAGGGGGAGCCAUGGACGAGAGCGUUGACAUGGAGCUUGCCCUGAGGAGCCUGGCGGAGGUGGCGAUGCGCCUGUGGCCCCACUCCCAGACCAUGCUGUUUGGGAGUCAAGCCACGGGACUGACGCUGCCGGGAGGCGACCUGGACGUGGUCAUCCUGGGGGUCGGCUCCGAGCUGCAGACGGCGGGGUCCGGGUUCUCCGGACAUGAGCGUCAGCAGAAAGUGGAGCUGCUGCAGAAACUGCUGGAUGCGCUGCAUGCCACCAAGCUGCUGCAGGGGCGCGCGGAGCUGAUCGACGCCCGCGUGCCCAUCAUCAAGUGCUGCAUGGCCGCGGCCGGCGGCCUCCAUGUCGACAUCUCCCUCGGCACGGCCAACGGCGCGGCGGCCGCGCGCUACAUUCGCGCUCAGGUGCUGGCGAUGCCACCGCUGCGCCCGCUGUGUCUGGUGAUCAAGGCCCUGCUCAGGCAGAAGGGGUUCAACCAGGUAUUCACCGGCGGCAUCUCCUCCUACUCCCUCUGCAACAUGGUGCGCCUGUGGGACCACCGGAGCUGGUGGUUGCUUGCCGUGGAGGACCCGCAAGAGAUGGGCAAGGACAUCUGUGCAGGGAGCUACGAGAUCCAAGCUAUCCGGGAGAUGUUUGCCGAAGUGGCAGACAAGCUGGGAAAGAGCCUGGCAGACCUUGCAGCAAUGCAGCAGGCACGGGGCCGCAAGCCAGCCUCGCCCCUUCCCCUCCUGUCUGGCAUCGUGGACAUGGUGGCCGCCGUGGGUCGCGACGCGUCCGGCCUCAAGUGCGCUGCGGUGUGGCUGUGGGGUACGAGGAAAGAGCGGGAGGGGGUGCCUUGCUGUCGCGAGCUUUUCUGA
Messenger RNA from Auxenochlorella protothecoides, 1917 nucleotides. Its product is annotated as Poly(A) RNA polymerase protein 2. Gene Ontology annotation, molecular function: mRNA binding; poly(A) RNA polymerase activity. Gene Ontology annotation, biological process: RNA 3'-end processing. NCBI's taxonomy places the organism in Eukaryota, Viridiplantae, Chlorophyta, Trebouxiophyceae, Chlorellales, Chlorellaceae. Gene Ontology annotation, cellular component: TRAMP complex; nucleolus. The record is from RefSeq and is a predicted model, not a curated record. The coding region runs from base 1 to 1917 and encodes 638 amino acids. The transcript is spliced from 8 exons.